UUUCCGCUCUCCUCCGUUGCUAAGUAACAGCUCCUAUGCUCUCCGUGCUUCGCCAAGCAGAAGCUAGCUAAAUGCUACGACCCAGAUUAUGGGAAAACCCGAAGCCACAAGUAGUGUCUGUUUGAUGAGAGUGCAGAUUUGAAGCAAUGACUGCUAUAAAAGACGGAGAGUACACGGCUACGAUCUACAAACUGAUUAAAGAUGGUCAGUAUGUGGAUGCCAUUCACAUCCUGAACGGCCAGCUCCAAAAACACACCAAGUCCAGGGCGGCGCUGUCUCUGCUUGGUUUCUGCUACUAUCACAUCCAGGACUUCACCAACGCCGCUGAGUGCUACGAGCAGCUCACGCAGCUGCACCCGGAGGUGGAGGAGUACAAAGUGUACUACGCCCAGUCCCUGUUCAAAGCUGGUGCUUAUCCCGAGGCCACCAAGGCUUCAUUUGCACUCGACAACCCCAGCAGCCAAACCAAGAUGGUCAAGCUGCAGGCCUGCAUUAAAUAUUGUGAGGAAGAUUAUUCCGCUGCCAAGUCGCUGUUGGAGCAGCUGCCGCCGGACGACCCGGACUACGUCUAUAAUAUGGGCUGUUUGCUUUACCAGGACGGCAAGUAUGAGGAGGCCUGCAGGAAGUUCAUGUCUGCCAUGCAAGUGCUGGGAUACGUGCCAGCGUUGUCCUACAACAUCGCCCUGACUUAUUACAGCCUGAAGAACCACAAUCAGGCCCUCAAGUAUAUCGGAGAGAUCAUAGACCGUGGAAUCAAGGAACAUCCAGAGCUGAGUGUCGGGAUGACGACCGAAGGCAUCGACAUCCACAGCGUGGGAAACACGCUGGUCCUGCAUCAGUCGGCCCUGAUCGAAGCUUUUAACCUCAAAGCUGCAAUCAAUUACGAGCUGAAGAACUUGAAAACAGCUCAGGAGGCUCUGACAGACAUGCCCCCGAGAUCAGAUGAGGAACUGGACCCAGUGACACUCCACAACCAGGCUCUGUUGAACAUGGACACGAAGCCGUCGGAGGGCUUCGAGAAGCUGGCCUUCCUCCUGCAGCAGCCCUCCUUCCCCCCCGUCACCUUUGGAAACCUGCUGCUGCUCUACUGCAAACACGAGUACUUUGACCUGGCAGCUGAUGUCCUGGCAGAAAACGCACAUCUCACCUACAAGUUCCUCUCCCCGUACAUGUACGAGUUUCUUGAUGCUUUGUUGACCUGCCAGACGGCACCAGAGGAGGCUUUCAGGAAGUUUGAAGAGAUGAACGGAAAACUGGCGGAACAGCUACGCAAGCUAUCAAAGCAGCUGCAGGAAACCAGGCUGACUCGAGAUGAGGAACUGCUGAAGAAAGCCGUGCAGGACUUCGAACUGAUGCAGGAAAAGUACAUCGUUGUCCUCAUGGCUCAGGCUAAGAUCUACUGGAACCGCGAGAACUUCCAGAUGGUGGAGAAGAUUUUUCGCAAGUCGGUGGAGUACUGCAACGAUAACGACACCUGGAAGCUGAACGUGGCUCACGUGCUCUUCAUGCAGAACAAGUACAAGGAGGCUAUCGGCUUCUACGAGCCCAUCGUCAAGAAGCACUAUGACAACGUGGAGCAGUGUAACAUACAAGAGUGUCCCUGCAAGUGCAAACCAUCGAUCCUGAACGUGAGCGCAGUGGUCUUAGCCAACCUGUGUGUGUCCUACAUCAUGACGAGCCAAAACGAAGAGGCUGAAGAGCUGAUGAGGAAGAUCGAGAAAGAAGAGGAGCAGAUCUCCUACGACGACCCCGACAAAAAGGUCUUUCACCUCUGCAUCGUCAACCUGGUCAUCGGGACGCUGUACUGUGCAAAGGGAAACUACGACUUUGGCAUCUCCCGUGUCAUCAAGAGCCUGGAGCCUUACAACAAGAAGCUGGGGACGGACACAUGGUUCUACGCCAAGCGCUGUUUCCUGUCCCUGCUGGAGAACAUGUCCAAACACAUGGUCAUGCUGAGGGACACCGUGGUACAGGAGUGCAUUCAGUUCCUGGAGCACUGCGAGGUUUAUGGGAAGGAGGUGCCGGCCAUCAUCGAGCAGCCUCUGGAGGAGGUCCGCAUUCACAUCGGCAAGAACACCGUCACCUACGAGGCUCGGCUUCUCAAGGCCCUGUUCUACGAGGUGAUUGGCUGGAACAAGUGACAUCACAAAGGUGU
This is a messenger RNA of Pundamilia nyererei, 2155 nucleotides long. RefSeq names its product intraflagellar transport 70 (gene ift70). The transcript has 20 exons. Gene Ontology annotation, cellular component: intraciliary transport particle B; axonemal microtubule. NCBI's taxonomy places the organism in Eukaryota, Metazoa, Chordata, Actinopteri, Cichliformes, Cichlidae. Gene Ontology annotation, biological process: intraciliary transport. The coding region runs from base 147 to 2141 and encodes 664 amino acids. Gene Ontology annotation, molecular function: intraciliary transport particle B binding; protein binding. The record is from RefSeq and is a predicted model, not a curated record.